This is a messenger RNA of Saprolegnia diclina VS20, 1097 nucleotides long. RefSeq lists its product as hypothetical. Lineage: Eukaryota; Oomycota; Saprolegniomycetes; Saprolegniales; Saprolegniaceae. The record is from RefSeq and is a predicted model, not a curated record. The coding region runs from base 31 to 1029 and encodes 332 amino acids. Gene Ontology annotation, molecular function: nucleic acid binding. The transcript has 11 exons.
CAGCACUCUCCAUUUCACUGCACCUCGACGAUGCCAAGCACGGAAGCCAUCGACCGCAUGACGGUGAAGAAGCUGCAGGCAGAGCUCCAGAAGCUCGGCGCUGCCACCCGCGGGACCAAGGCCGAGCUCAAGGCACGCCUCGUGGCGCUUCUCGAGGAGUCAAAUGCGCCUGCGGAGAGCGAAGAGGCUCCUGCGUCCAACUGCAACCUGGACGCGCCGGCCAACGAAGCGGCCGCGCCGACUGCAGAGGCGGCGCCGGUCAACGAGGCGCUUUCUACUGCAAGCGAGCCAUUACAACCAGUGGAACCGACGGCCACCGUCGCACCCGAGGCUAUUGCGACGACGACGAGCCAAGAGAACACCGACGAUCCAGCCCAUGCAGAUACGACGCCCGAUGGGCCAAUGACCACGGAGCCAGAUGUACUGUCGACUCCCCACGUUGCUGCGUCGUCAGCCCCCGAUAUCGACACGGCGGCACCUCCAGCCAAGAAGCGCAAGGUCGAAGCGACACCGUCUGUCGUCAUGUCCGUGCCACCGGCCAAGAACCCUCUUUCGUGCACGCUCCGUAUCGACAACUUUGUUCGUCCGUUCACGCUGCCCGCAGUCCACGCGCUCGUCCAAGCCGACGGCUCGUUUGUCGAGGACCAUGGCUUUUGGAUCGAUGGCAUCAAGACGCAUUGCUACGUUACGUUUGCGACUCCGGAAAUUGCGACGGCGACGCGUCAGCGCCUCCACGGCGUCGUGUGGCCGGCCCACCAUGGCAAGACUCUUUCGGUCGACUACUCGGCAUCGACUGCCAAGAUGAUUGCAGUCGCGAACCCGGUGCCCGAGCUGCGACGAAGACCAACGUUGGUCGCGUCCGUGGGCAAGCCGACAGCCGCCUCGCUCCCAGCGCCGCCCGUGACGAUGGAAGACCUGUUUUGGAAAACGAGUACCAAGCCCGUGCUCUACUACUUGCCGCUCACGUCCGAGCAAGUGGCGCUGCGGCAAACCUCGGCCGUCGCCACGACCACAACCACGUCCUUGUAGGCCGAUGACGCAAAUUUUCGUGUUAAGCCAACCUCAAAACUCAAACCCGUCGAGGUGGUUGAGAUCCA